Coffea arabica (coffee) is the source of this 866-nucleotide messenger RNA. Its product is annotated as 18 kDa seed maturation protein-like. The record is from RefSeq and is a predicted model, not a curated record. Gene Ontology annotation, biological process: embryo development ending in seed dormancy. Lineage: Eukaryota; Viridiplantae; Streptophyta; Magnoliopsida; Gentianales; Rubiaceae.
ACCCCCUCCCAUUUCCUAUCCUCUCCACGCCCAUGCACAUACUAUAAAACCAUGUGAAGUUGGUCACUUGAGCAUGGUAUGGUCAAGGGAUAUAUGCUCGUUUAGUUAUAGGCAAGGAUUUGGUACAGAAAUAAGCCAUAAUUAAUCUUUGCCACAGAGAGAAAAAUGCAGAAAGCAAAGGAAACAUCAGCCGACGUAGCUGCUUCGGCAAAGUCCGGUAUGGAUAAGACCAAGGCCGCUUUACAAGAAAAGGCUGAAAAGAUGACUACUGAUCCAGUGAAAAAGGAGAUGGCUGAGCGGAAGAAGAGGAAAAGUUCUUUGAAGCAGAGUGUGAGAAGGGACGGAUGCGCAAAGCUGCCAGGAGAGGCGACCACAACCCUCCACACGGCGGGUGAUCCGCUCGGCCACGCUGGUUACUCGGCUCAAGGGCCGGUUAGGGAGGAUUAUCCAACUAGCGUGACUAGUGGAGUUGUUGGGUCGCAGUAUCCUGCAGGAGUGAACACGGGGAGUGGAAGGACCGGUGUUUUGAUCCUGACCGGGUGGAUGUGGACAGACCGGGAGUUCAAGACCCGGGGUUGGCGGAGGAGCUAGGACUGGUUAUGGACCUGGUGCUACACAUUAGCUAGUCUGAGUGUUUAUGACGCAUGUUUCAGUUUGAGCCAAUACUUUGUUUAGUAGUACGUUAAGGGGUGAUCCUCUUAUAACUAGGGUUGUAUUAUACAGAAUUAGCCAGGGUUUGGAAUAAGGGAAUAACAUUGGAGGUUCUUUAAAACCUUUAACUUGCACAUGUUGAUAGAUUUAUGGUGUUGUUUCGAGGAAUUCAAAUGUUAAUUUUUUCGAAAGCAAUGAAAUCUAUUUUUAUGUCA